AUGAGGUUCUCGUCUUUGCUCGUGGGCGUCCUGGCGACGGUUGCGUCCGCCGUGCCGCUCUUGGAGGAGCGUCAGACAACCACCUAUACGGAUUACCUCUUCGUCUACUUUGUCGGCGAGCACCUAUCCAAUGGCGAGCAGAUCUACAUGUCCGUCUCAAAUAACAACAACCCUGGCUCCUGGACCCAGGUCAAUGGCGGUCGCCCCGUUCUGACCUCCACCGUGGGCACUCGUGGUGUGCGUGACCCCAGCGUUAUCCGUAGCCAGGACGGCAGCGGCAAGACCUGGAUCAUCGCGACCGAUCUCUGGGUGCACCCCCGCGGGUGGAACGUCGGCGAUGACUACACGUCCAAUGGGUCCAAGGCCAUUGUCGUCUGGGAGACAUCCGAUAUGCGAACCUGGAGCGGCCCGUUCCUGCGCAAUGUCAGCCCUAGCAAUGCGGGCAUGACCUGGGCUCCUGAUGCUAUCUGGGACCCGGCGUCUCGGCGGUACCUCGUCCACUGGACCUGCCACCUCAAGGGCGAAGGUUGGUUCAUCAUGCGCUCUUUUACCUCCGACUUCGUCACUUUCACCCCGGCCGAGAGGUGGCUUACCGGUGCCGGCAUGGAUGCCACCGUCGCACACGACCCAUCCACCAACACCUUCUACCGCAUCAGCAAGAACGGCCCGGGCGAGCUCAUUGAGCAGGCCCGCGCCUCCGCCCUCAACGGGCCCUGGACCGUCAUCCGCAACCGCAUUGGCGAGCCUCUUCCGGCUGGCGAGGGCCCGCUCGUCUUCCGCAACAACCAGAACCCCAACAGGUGGCAUUUGCUCAUUGAUGACUAUACCCGCGGUCGCGGCUACCAGCCCUUCGAGACUACCAACAUUGGUGCCGCGAGCUGGACUCAGUCAUCCAUGACUCUUCCUCCUAGCAGCCGUCACGGCUAUGUCGUUGGCAUGAACUGCGUCCUCGGCCUCGCCACCUGCGACUCGGGCGGUACCCCUCCACCCACCACACCCCCUCCCACCACACCUCCUCCUACCACACCUCCUCCUCCUCCCUCCGGCUCUUGCUCCUCCAUGUGGGGACAAUGUGGAGGUCAGGGCUACAGCGGGCCGACUUGCUGCUCGCAGGGCACUUGCCAGGUCCAGAACCCCUGGUACUCUCAGUGUAUUUAA
Sodiomyces alkalinus F11 is the source of this 1158-nucleotide messenger RNA. Its product is annotated as endo-1,4-beta-xylanase. NCBI's taxonomy places the organism in Eukaryota, Fungi, Ascomycota, Sordariomycetes, Glomerellales, Plectosphaerellaceae. Gene Ontology annotation, biological process: carbohydrate metabolic process. Gene Ontology annotation, molecular function: cellulose binding. The transcript has 4 exons. The coding region runs from base 1 to 1158 and encodes 385 amino acids. The record is from RefSeq and is a predicted model, not a curated record. Gene Ontology annotation, cellular component: extracellular region.